Gavialis gangeticus (Gharial) is the source of this 1706-nucleotide messenger RNA. It is a transcript of the gene FAM167A, whose product is annotated as family with sequence similarity 167 member A. Bases 620 to 1255 code for a protein of 211 amino acids. NCBI's taxonomy places the organism in Eukaryota, Metazoa, Chordata, Crocodylia, Gavialidae. The record is from RefSeq and is a predicted model, not a curated record. The transcript is spliced from 4 exons.
GAAAUCUGGACUGAAACGCUACAACUGGAAUAGCUCGGCUGUAUCCAGGCAACCGGCCUGACGCAACCACCAAAAAAAAAAGGCUCUUAAAAGAAAAAAACCACACAGAUUUCCAAGGCGAGACAGAGACGGGAGCGAGACGGUAACCUGAAGGCAUCGCUGGCAAGCGCUGUGCAAGCAGCACGUUGGGAAGCAGAGGCAGGGGAGCUGGGCGCCCGCAUCUGCAAAAGAUUCAUCGCCCCUGAUCUCCCAGGGCUUUCUAGUGCAUUUGACGGAUGGGACCACUGAGGCACAGAGAAAGAAAGCAGAGCUCACCGGGGAGCUAGGAGCAGGAGCUGCGCUUCAUGAAUUCAUCUCUGCUGAACUUCGUCCAAGCCGGGAGGUCUCUGCAAAGUACUCUGCUAUCUUCACGGGAAAGGAGAGCAGUGCAAGAUGUUUCCCCCAAUCCAAGCGACGCCUGAACAGGGAAGAUGCCGACGUGAUUGCUCCUCUCUGGAGAGCUUGCCCUGAUGCAUCGAGCCCACGGAUGGAAGCUGUCCCUACCAUAAGGAUUCCCCGGCCUUGGCUGUUGUCCUGAACUUUGCCCUUGCCCCCCUGGGACUUUUUGCUGCAAAAGAGGAUGUCUUUGCCACAAAUCCAAAUAGAGGAGGUGGGAGACGGCGCCAAUGCCGUGUCCUUGAGCGCUGCCCCGGCUGACGACCACCUGAGAAGUCUGAAGGCUCUGACGGAGAAACUGAGGCUGGAGACCCGGCGCCCUUCCUACCUGGAGUGGAAAGCAAAGCUUGAAGAGCAAGCCUGGAAGAGCCCCAAGCCCUCUGCGGAGGAAGCCGUGAGAGAGCCCAAAAAGCCCUCGGAGGAAGCCGCCCCUGUGAGGAAGGUCCAGGUGCAUCUCAACGGGAGUGCUUCCCGGGAGAAAGUGACUGUCCCUUCCGGGAGACUCAGCGGCUUUGGGAGCAUUGAUGAAGCUUUGAACUGGCUCAGGAAGGAACUGACAGAAAUGCGUCUCCAGGACCAGCAGCUGGCGAGGCAGCUCAUGCGCCUGCGGAGCGACAUCAACAAGCUGAAGAUCGAGCAGACCUGCCACCUGCACCAGCGCAUGCUCAACGAUGCCACCUACGAGCUGGAGGAGAGGGACGAGCUCUCCGACCUCUUCUGCGACUUCCCGCUCGUGACCUCCUUCAGCCUGUCCACGCCCCUGAAGCUCAUCGGGGUCACCAAGAUGAACAUCAAUUCCCGCAGGUUCUCGCUGUGUUAGGGUCGGGGGCAGGAGCGCUGGCCGGAGGGACAGAGGACAGGGGUCUCUCCACCCGUCGGCCAGGUGCAAAGCAUCAAGACAGAGCAGUGGGGAGGGGAAAAAAUGGAGAGGAGCCCCCCAUCUGCUCUUGGGGCAAAGCAAUGCAACUAAGCCCCAGUCUUGAGAGGGCACAGAGAAGCUGGGGAAAGAGAGACGCUGGAACCGGGAAGGGCAUCUGAGUCAAGCACAUGCAGUAAGCAUGCCCUGUAGGAAGCAAAAUCCCACGAGGCCUCAGUGCCAUGUGAGCAUCCCCAGAGUGAUCUGCAGGGCACCAAGAGAUGGUUCAGCAUCUCAGCUACUCAUCAGUCACAGCGGAGGUGAGGAGUGCAGCCAGGCCAGAGCCCAAAUGCCUUUUCUGAUCCUUUUUGUCCACCCAGCUCCACCUUUAAAAAAUAAAUGCAGCUGCUCUGUC